AUGGGACUAUUACUGUUUAAGAAGAAACAAGAGUUUCCUAAUUUACCUAGGAAUUAUGAAGUAUUGGAGAAAUUAGGUGAAGGAGCUUUUUCCAAUGUUUAUAAAUGUUUGAACCAUUUUGAUAAGAAAUUUUACGCUAUAAAGAUCAUUAAUAAGACUAAUCUUAACAAUAAACAAUUACAUAACAUUGAAAAUGAAAUCAACAUCAUGAAACAUUUAAAUCAUCCUUCGAUUUUGAAGAUGUAUGAUUAUUAUAAUUCCAAGCAUUUUUGUUAUAUAAUAUUGGAAUAUUGUGAUGGAGGAGAAAUUUUCAAUAAGAUCAUUGAGUUAACAUAUUUUAGUGAAAACUUAUCGAGAUUCAUAUUCUUACAGCUAUUAUCAUCAAUAAAGUAUCUUCAUGAACAUAAUAUUGUUCAUAGAGAUAUCAAGCCAGAAAAUCUAUUUUUUGAAAGAAUACCUCUCAAACCUAAUAGUUUGAAAGACUUCAAAUCAAAUUUAAGGAAAAGUGACGAUAGUAAUAAACUUGAUGAAGGAGUAUUUAAUGAACUUGUAGGUGGUGGAGGUAUUGGAAAGAUAAAAAUCGGAGAUUUUGGUUUAGCUAAGAAAUUAGUUAAUCCCAGUAACUUUCAAAUUCAUAAGAAUAACUUGAAAACCCCUUGUGGUACUGCUGGUUAUACAGCCCCUGAAGUUAUAACGGUGAAUCAAGAUUUAGAUAAACAAAAUUAUUAUUCCAAAUCAGUCGAUAUUUGGUCUUUAGGUUGUGUUUUGUAUACCAUACUAUGUGGAUUCCCACCAUUCUAUGAUGAUGAUCAGAAUAAGUUAACUUAUAAGAUAUUGAAUGGGAAUUAUUCAUUUCUUAAACCUUGGUGGGAUGAGAUCAGUAUUGAAGCUAAAGAUUUGAUAUCCAAAAUGUUAGUUAUCAAUCCUAAUGAAAGAAUAACAGUAGAUGAAAUCUUUAAACAUCCUUGGGUUAAUAACGAGAAGUUUUCUGAUGAUUACUUCAACGUUAACUCCAAGUUUGAAAAUGAAAAUAAUGUUGAAGAUGAAGGUAUUGAAAUCAAAGUAUCUCCUCAACCUCCAAGUUAUGACGAUAUCAAGGAUUUACAUCUUAAAUUGAAAUCUCCUGUUGAUAAUACUCAACAUAUUGAAGAUGUUGGUGAUGAUGAUUCUAUUGAUAGUGAUGAUCCUUUAAGUGACCAUCCUUCACCAUUUUAUCCUACAACCAACUCAUACAAAUCGACUAAAUCCAACGAUUCUAAUCGAACAUUCAAAAUCGAAGACGAAUUCAAAGCAUUCCUGAAAGGUUUGAAUCACGUACCUUCUAUUUUGAGUCCAAGAGCUAAUGCCAUUAAAUCUGUAUUUAAUAACCCUGCAAUGACAGAUGCUGAAAAUUUAUCCAAUGUUAACUUAUCCAGUGUUAACUUUUCGAAUUCGAACAUUUUCAAUAUUUUCAAUAUUGACGAAGACGAAACAAUGAAAAACUUGAAUAAGUUAAGUAUAAAGUCUUCAAAUAGUAGUAGUGAUAAUGAUGAAUUUGAAGGUAAUGAAAAGGUUAAGAUCGAUACCAGACAAUCGUCGAUAGUAUCUAAUGAUAAAUUUCAAUUAAACAUGAAUGAUUCUAAUAUUAUUUUACGAAGAAAGAGCACAUUAAAAAGGGAUUAG
Messenger RNA from Yamadazyma jaroonii, 1662 nucleotides. The record is from the annotation of a GenBank genome assembly. Lineage: Eukaryota; Fungi; Ascomycota; Pichiomycetes; Serinales; Debaryomycetaceae.